UUUACACCGGCGGCCCUGCGGCCGGGUUCCUUCCGCGGGACGGGUGAGGGCGCUGGGUCCUGGGUCGCGCGGGCUCGACGUCUGUUGACUAGUUAGCUGGUCCCGUGGGAGCGGUGGGGUCUUUACUCAAAAGGGAGAAAGAGAGAGCGCGAAAGAGAGAGGAUGUCUCUCUCAGAUUGGCACCUGGCGGUGAAGCUGGCUGACCAGCCACUUGCCCCCAAAUCUAUUCUUCGGUUGCCAGAGACAGAGCUCGGGGAAUACUCACUGGGAGGCUAUAGUAUUUCAUUUCUGAAGCAGCUCAUUGCUGGCAAACUCCAGGAGUCUGUUCCAGACCCCGAACUGAUCGAUCUGAUCUACUGUGGCCGGAAGCUAAAAGAUGAUCAGACCCUUGACUUCUAUGGCAUUCAGCCUGGGUCCACAGUCCAUGUUCUGCGCAAGUCCUGGCCUGAGCCUGAUCAGAAACCAGAACCUGUGGACAAAGUGGCUGCCCUGCGGGAGUUCCGGGUGCUGCACACUGCCCUGCACAGCAGCUCCUCCUACAGGGAGGCGGUCUUUAAGAUGCUCAGCAAUAAGGAAUCUCUGGAUCAGAUCAUUGUGGCCACCCCAGGCCUCAGCAGUGACCCCAUUGCUCUUGGGGUUCUCCAGGACAAGGACCUCUUCUCUGUCUUUGCUGAUCCCAACAUGCUUGAUACGUUAGUGCCUGCUCACCCGGCCCUGGUCAAUGCCAUUGUCUUGGUUCUGCACUCGGUGGCAGGCAGCACCCCGCUGCCGGGGGCCGACUCCUCUUCCCGGGGCAUGCCCUCCAGCUCGUACCGGGAUAUGCCAGGUGGCUUCCUGUUUGAAGGGCUCUCUGAUGAUGAGGAUGACUUUCACCCAAGCGCCAGGUCCACGCCCUCGAGCAGCACACCCGGCUCCCGCCCAGCUUCCCUGGGGUACAGUGGAGCUGCCGGGCCCCGGCCUAUCACCCAGAGCGAGCUGGCCACCGCCCUGGCCCUGGCCAGCACUCCGGAGAGCAGCUCUCACACGCCAACUCCUGGCACCCAGGGCCAUUCCUCAGGGACCUCCCCGGUGUCAUCCGGCGUCCAGUCAGGGACGCCCAUCACCAAUGAUCUCUUCAGCCAAGCUCUCCAGCAUGCGCUGCAGGCCUCCGGGCAGCCCAGCCUUCAGAGUCAGUGGCAGCCCCAGCUGCAGCAGCUGCGUGACAUGGGCAUCCAGGAUGAUGAGCUGAGCCUGCGGGCCCUGCAAGCCACUGGCGGGGACAUCCAAGCGGCCCUGGAGCUCAUCUUUGCCGGAGGAGCCCCAUGAACUCCCUGCUCCUCCUGAGCCCCCAGCAAACUGCCAAGGCCACUGCCCAUGGGAAGCACUCUUGAAGGUGCCCCAUCCCUCCUCUCCCCAAUACACCUGAUGGUCGACCUUC
Lagenorhynchus albirostris (white-beaked dolphin) is the source of this 1417-nucleotide messenger RNA. It is a transcript of the gene UBL7, whose product is annotated as ubiquitin like 7. Gene Ontology annotation, cellular component: cytosol. The coding region runs from base 163 to 1305 and encodes 380 amino acids. Gene Ontology annotation, molecular function: polyubiquitin modification-dependent protein binding. The transcript is spliced from 11 exons. Lineage: Eukaryota; Metazoa; Chordata; Mammalia; Artiodactyla; Delphinidae. The record is from RefSeq and is a predicted model, not a curated record. Gene Ontology annotation, biological process: ubiquitin-dependent protein catabolic process.